GCAGUUGGCCAACAAUGAAUGGCGCCAUUCAUUGGGCUAAUAAAGAACUUAAGGUUAGCGCCAUUCGCAAAACUGUUUGUAAUUUUUCUAUUCUCUAUUGGCAGAGCAUGGGGAAUAGUUUGGUUUUGCUGAUGCUGCUACUCGCCGCCCUGGGCCUUUUGGGUGCCUCAUUAGUAGGCAAAGUCGUCAGCGAGUCAGUUGAGAUGCCAGGUGAACGUGUGCUGCGGAUGAUUCCAGCGUCAGCACGAGGCAGUUUUCUGCUCUACCAAUUAGCAACGGCCAUAAAUUCUGUAGACUACCCCUGGCUGGAGGUGGAGCAGGAGCAGGAGCAGGAGUUGCUCGUGGCUCAAGAAGUGGACUCCAGCUGGCUGUCUGCAAUGGCAAAUGAAUUUCAGCAUGUUCCUGUCCAUGAGAGUUUUCCCAUGGACUUUCAGACCUGGCUUGUGGACAGUUAUGGAAUUAACACCCUGGACGUCUAUCAGAACUGGCCGAGGAGGCGAUCUGGCCAAGCUCAGUCGAUAUGUAAUGCUGAUGGUCAGUGCUUUGAGGUGGCUGAAAUUGUAGCCGCAUGUUGUCCAUUUUGAGGGGGUGCUCACUGUGUGUAUGCCAAGUAAAACGCAUUAAAAAUCAUUAA
Molecule: messenger RNA, 634 nt
Organism: Drosophila grimshawi
Lineage: Eukaryota; Metazoa; Arthropoda; Insecta; Diptera; Drosophilidae
Exons: 3
Coding region: 15-584 (189 amino acids)
Source: RefSeq, a predicted model, not a curated record